Molecule: messenger RNA, 3072 nt
Organism: Eimeria acervulina
Lineage: Eukaryota; Apicomplexa; Conoidasida; Eucoccidiorida; Eimeriidae
Exons: 2
Coding region: 1-3072 (1023 amino acids)
Source: RefSeq, a predicted model, not a curated record
AUGCCGAACUGCCUGGGGGCACCCAAACAAAACACGAAAAAGAGCAGCAGCAGCAGCAGCAGCAGCAUCAGCACCAGCAGUAGCAGCAUCAGUAGCAGCAGCAGCGGCAGCAGCAGCAGCAGCAGCAUGAGUUUUGCUGGAGGUGCUUUAUCAUGUUUGGGGUCAUCUUCAUUGCUGUUGUCUUCAGCUAAACUCCUCAGCAGCAAAUUCGGCACUGCAUUUGGUAGCAGCAGCAGCAGCAGCAGCAACAGCAGCAGCAGCAGCAGCAGCAGCAAAGGAGGGGUUUCAUUCCCCUCUGCAUUAGACUCCUGUUUGUCUGAGGGGCCCCCCCUUAAAGCAUCUUCUUCUAAGGGGCCCCCCCCCAGCGAUAAAUUGUUUGAAUUGUGUGCUCGGACGCACAGAGCGAGGGGCCCCCAAACAGAGACAAAGGGGGGCCCCCAGCAUUCAUUAGGGGCCUCCACUCAUUUAUUAGGGGCCCCUAUUCAUUCAGGGGGGGGGCCCCUUACUUUAUUAGGGGCCCCCCUUCAUUCAGAUAGGGGCCCCUUUAAUAGUACGGGGGCCCCCAUUCAUUCAGGGGGGGCCCCCAUUCAUUCAGGGGGGGCCCCCCUUAGUAAUAUAAAGGGGGGCCCCCUUAGUAAUAUAGAGGGGGCCCCCCUUAGUAAUAUAAAGGGGGGCCCCCUUAGUAAUAUAAAGGGGGGCCCCCUUAGUCAUAUAAACGGGGGCCCCCUUAGUCAUAUAGAUGGGGGGCCCCUUAAUAAUAUAAAGGGGGGCCCCCUUAGUCAUAUAGAUGGGGGCCCCCUUAGUAAUGUAAAGGGGGGCCCCCUAUAUAAGGCAAAGGGGGCCCUCGUUAAUAAUAUAGAGGGGGGCCCCCUAAGUGGUAUUGGGGUCGCCUUAAAGGGUAAAGAAGAGGGGGGCCCCUUAAAUGAUAGACAAGAGGGGGGCCCCCUAAACAAAGAUGAAGAGGGGGGCCCCCUAAAUGAGGAUGAUGAAGAGGGGGGCCCCUUAAAUGAAGAUGAAGAAGAGGGGGGCCCCCUAAAUGGAUAUGAAGAGGGCUGCGAAGCAGGGGCUGUGAAGCUGCUGCUGCAAGACAAAGAGCUCCUUUACUUUACUGUCGGGCACUUCCACCCUAAGAUAGCCCUUCGGCACCUGCAGCAGCAGCAGCAGCAGCAGCAGCAGCAGGGGCAGCAGGGACAGCAGCAAGGGGAGGCGUUGCUGCUACCUUUAUCGCGGCAGCAGCAGCAGCAGCUGGUAGGCGCUCGGCCUGCAUGGGCAAGCAGAAGCAAUUUGCUGCUGGCGCUGCAGCAGCAGCAAGAUGUAGACCCCUUCUCUAUCUUCGGCGAAGCACCUGCUGAGCUGCUGCUCGAUGAGGUGUACGAGCAGCAGCACUAUGCAGCAGCAGGGCCCAUUGCUCGCUCUACACACCCCAUCCUAUCCAAAUUCUGCAGCAGAAGCAGCAGCAGCAGCAGCAACAGCAGCAGCAGCAGCAGCAGUAGUGGUAGUGGUAUGUGGAGCAGCAAGAACGGGAGUCAACAGCAGCAGCAGCAGCAGCAGCAGCAGCAGCAGCAGGAUGAGUGGCGGCUGAGCGCUUCUGUUUGGGAGAAAGAGCUGCUGCCAGCGCUGCAGCAGCACUGGGCUCAAGUAGCAGCAAUAGAGUUAAACUUUAAAGAAGAUCCGCUGACAGCAGCAGAAGUAGAGUGGUAUGUGAGGUGUAUGGGUGCAUGCAGAGACAGCAGCAACAAAGUGUCUGUCAAGCAGCUCUGCUUCUGCCCUACACCCCCUCCUUAUAGACAGUGGGCCUGGACAGACUCUCGUCAUAUCCUACGUAAACGUAUUAAUGCUGCUGCUGCUGCUGCUGCUGCUGCUGCUUGUGAUGGGUCUGGUACUAGUACUGCAGCAGCAGCAGCAGCAGCAAGAAACGAAGCGGCUCCUUAUUCGCUGUCUCUUCGGGUCUUUCUCUCUCCUUCACCCCCCAAACGCAAUCGCAAUAAAACCCUAAUACCAAAAGAAACUGCUGCUGCUACUAGCAGCAACAGCAGCAGCAGCAGCAGCAGCAGCAGCAGGAACGGGAGCAACAGGAACACGUACCGUGUUACGCCUGUUGCUGCUGCUGCUGCUGCUGCUGCUGCUUCGUCUGCUGCUUCGCCAAUUACCCCGGGGAUUCGAAAGAGGCGUCGACGUGUGCUGAAGUGGGCUGUGAGACAGCAGCAGCAGCAGCAGCAACAGCAACAACAGCAGCAGCAACAGCAGCAGCAAAACGGCUGCGAAAGGGCUUGCUGUAGCCCAGGGCAGCAAGGGCUCCUCUGGCCUAUCUCUUCACCGUGUAUGAACAGCAGUCAAAAUGCUGCUGCUGCUCCUGCUGCUGCUCCUGCUGCUGCUGCUAACGCUUCUUUUGGGCAUGCUGCUGCAGCAGGAGCAGCAGCAGCGCACCCAGCAGCAGCAGCAGCGCACUCAGCAGCAGCAGCAGCAAGAGGUGGCGUUGGAGAUAGCAGCGGGGAGUCUUUAUUGCGGGGGAAGAGGAAGAAAGAAUCUACAUGCGGUGCUGCUGCUGCUGCUGCUGCUGCUGCUGCUGCUGAGGGCCCCCGAAGCAGCAAAGUAGCAGCUCUUCUUGCGGGGGCGCAGCUGCGUCUUCUCUCGCUGGGCAGACAAACAAAAAAAAUAAAUAAAGAAAAUGUAAGGACGAAUUUUAUUAAUUAUAACAACCACUCAUACUGCAGCAGCAGCAGCAGCAGCAGCAGCAGCAGCAAGCUCCCUCUCCCGUGUCGCUUGGGGGGCAGCAGCAGCACCAGCAGCCUUCCUCCCCUCUACCUUAAUACCAGCAGCAGCAGCAGCAGCAGCAGCACCAGCACCAGCAGCCUUCCCCCCCUCUACCUCAAUACCAGCAGCAGCAGCAGCAGCAGCAGCAGCCUUCCCCCGUCAUGCCGCAUUAGAGGCAACAGCAACAGCAGCAACAGCAGCAGCAGCAGCAACAGCAGAACAGGUAUAGGGCUGGUGGGGGGCCCCUAUGUGCGCGGUGUAUGUGUAAGGGGGCCCCAUUCGCAAGGGUUUACCUCUUCUUUUGGGGGCCCCCGAUAG